CCCACCCUGGCGCCCCAUCACUAUGUCAGAGUCAGAAGAGAAUGGAGAGGGACCCCCCAAGGAGCUCCCACCCUUCCCCGACACCAUGGGGCAGCCCCUGGGGUGGGCGGUGACUGAAGGCAAUGGGGGUGCAGGGGGUGCAGGGACCCCCCCAGGGCAUCGCCAGCGGCGCCCCCCCCACCCCAAGCACAAGGGGCAGGGCACUGGGGGGGUCCAUCGCUCCCCCCGAGCCCUCUUCUGCCUCCGCCUCAACAACCCCAUCCGCCGGGCAGCCAUCAGCAUCGUGGAGUGGAAGCCCUUUGACAUCCUCAUCCUCGCCACCAUCUUCGCCAACUGCGUGGCCCUGGGGGUCUACAUCCCAUUCCCUGAGGAUGACUCCAAUGCUGCCAACCACAACCUGGAGCAGGUGGAGUACGUGUUCCUCAUCAUCUUCACGGUGGAGACCUUCCUGAAGAUCAUCGCCUAUGGGCUGGUCCUGCACCCCAGCGCCUACAUCCGCAAUGGCUGGAACCUGCUCGACUUUGUCAUUGUCAUCGUGGGGCUCUUCAGUGUCAUCCUGGAGCAGGCAUCCCAUAAGCCCGGGGAAGCUCAUCACAUGAGUGGGAAACCGGGGGGCUUCGAUGUCAAAGCUCUCCGGGCCUUCCGUGUGCUCCGACCCCUCCGCCUCGUCUCCGGUGUCCCCAGCCUCCACAUCGUGCUCAACUCCAUCAUGAAGGCCAUGGUGCCCCUGCUGCACAUCGCGCUCCUCGUCCUCUUCGUCAUCAUCAUCUACGCCAUCAUCGGCCUCGAGCUCUUCAUCGGCCGCAUGCACAAGACCUGCUUCUUCAUUGGGUCUGACCUGGAAUCAGAGGACGACCCCUCCCCAUGCGCGUUCUCGGGGCACGGCCGGGCCUGCCUGCAGAACAACACCGAGUGCCGGGGGCGCUGGGAGGGCCCCAAUGGUGGCAUCACCAACUUCGACAACUUCUUCUUUGCCAUGCUCACCGUGUUCCAGUGCAUCACCAUGGAGGGCUGGACUGAUGUCCUCUACUGGAUGCAGGAUGCAAUGGGCCACGAGCUGCCCUGGAUUUACUUCGUCAGCCUCGUCAUCUUCGGCUCCUUCUUCGUCCUCAACUUGGUGCUGGGGGUGCUGAGUGGGGAGUUCUCCAAGGAACGUGAGAAGGCCAAAGCCCGUGGGGACUUCCAGAAGCUGCGGGAGAAGCAGCAGUUGGAAGAGGACCUCCGGGGCUACAUGGAAUGGAUCACCCAGGCCGAGGACCUGGAAGGGGAUGAGGAUGAGCACGAGAAGCACCGCCUGACCGCUGAGGACCUGAUGGGCAAGAGGAAGCCGCGCUUGAAGUGGCUGCGUCACACCAGUCACUCCACUGACACCCAUGCCAGUCUUCCUGGUAGUGAGACCACAUCAGUGAACACCGAGACAGUGGGUGAGGAGGAGGCACAACCGACGGCCUGUGACCGCUGCUUGGGCAAAAUAACAAAGACUAAGUUCUGGCGCCGCCUGCGCCGCCUGAACCGCCUGUGGCGCCGGCGCUGCCGCGGCGCCGUCAAAUCCGUCUCCUUCUACUGGACCGUGCUGCUCCUGGUGUUCCUCAACACCCUCACCAUCGCCUCCGAGCACCACGGGCAGCCCCCGUGGCUCACCCAGACGCAAGCUUACGCCAACAAGGCGCUGCUGUCGCUCUUCGCCGCCGAGAUGGUGUUGAAGCUCUACGCCCUGGGGCCCGCCUGUUACUUCACCAGCUUCUUCAACCGCUUCGACUGUUUCGUGGUGUGCGGAGGGGUGUUGGAGACGGCGCUGGUGGAGCGAGGAGCCAUGGAACCCUUGGGCAUCUCCGUCCUGCGCUGCGUCCGCCUCCUGCGCGUCUUCAAAGUGACGCGGCACUGGGCGUCGCUGAGCAACCUGGUGGGCUCCUUGUUGAACUCCAUGAAGUCCAUCGCCUCCCUCCUGCUCCUGCUCUUCCUCUUCAUCAUCAUCUUCGCCCUCCUGGGGAUGCAGCUCUUCGGGGGACGCUUCAGCUUCGAUGAGACCCAGACCAAGCGCAGCACCUUCGAUACCUUCCCCCAGGCUCUGCUCACUGUAUUCCAGAUCCUGACGGGAGAGGACUGGAACGCGGUGAUGUACGAUGGGAUCAUGGCCUAUGGAGGCCCUGUCUUUCCUGGGAUGCUGGUGUGCGUCUACUUCGUCAUCCUCUUCAUCUGUGGGAACUACAUCCUCCUCAACGUCUUCUUGGCCAUCGCUGUGGACAACUUGGCCGAUGGUGACAACAUCAACUCGGGGGGGGACAAAAAGGAAAAGGCUGGAGAGGUGGAAGCCACCACAGGGAGCCAGGAUGUGAGCGUGAAGGUUGAAGGGGAUCCUGCAGAGGAGGAAGAGGAGGAUGAGGAGGGGGGGGGCAGUGAGGAAGGGGAUGAGGCCGGGGGGGAACGGGACAGCCUGGGGGGGCCCCGAGCGGAGCCCCCCGAGGAGCCCCCCCCCAAGGCCAAAGUGGCACCGAUCCCCGAGGGCAGCGCCUUCUUCCUGCUCAGCAGCACCAACCCGCUGCGGGUGCGCUGUCACGCCCUCAUCCACCACCACAUCUUCACCAACCUCAUCCUGGUCUUCAUCAUCCUCAGCAGCGUCUCCCUGGCAGCCGAGGACCCCGUCCGCGCCCACUCCCCCCGCAACCACAUCUUGGGCUACUUUGACUACGCCUUCACCUCCAUCUUCACUGUGGAGAUCCUGCUCAAGAUGACGGCGUUUGGCGCCUUCCUGCACAAAGGCUCCUUCUGCCGCAACUGGUUCAACCUCCUGGACCUGCUGGUGGUCAGCGUCUCCCUCAUCUCCUUCGGCAUCCACUCCAGCGCCAUCUCCGUGGUGAAGAUCCUGCGGGUCCUGCGCGUCCUCCGGCCCCUUCGAGCCAUCAACCGUGCCAAAGGCCUCAAGCACGUGGUACAAUGCGUCUUCGUGGCCAUCCGCACCAUUGGGAACAUCAUGAUCGUCACCACACUGCUACAGUUCAUGUUCGCCUGUAUCGGGGUACAGCUCUUCAAGGGCAAGUUCUACAGCUGCACCGAUGAGGCCAAACACACCCCCGGGGAGUGCAAGGGCACAUUCCUGGUGUACAAGGACGGGGACGUGUCCCACCCGUCGGUGCGGGAGCGCCUGUGGCACAACAGCGACUUCAACUUCGAUAACGUGCUGGCGGGGAUGAUGGCUCUCUUCACCGUGUCCACCUUCGAGGGGUGGCCUGCCCUGCUGUACAAAGCCAUCGACGCCAACGCCGAGGACCAAGGCCCCAUCUACAACUACCGGGUGGAGAUCUCCAUCUUCUUCAUCGUCUACAUCAUCGUCAUCGCCUUCUUCAUGAUGAACAUCUUCGUGGGCUUCGUCAUCAUCACCUUCCGGGCACAGGGCGAGAGCGAGUACCGCAACUGCGAGCUGGACAAGAACCAGAGGCAGUGCGUGGAGUACGCUCUGAAGGCACAACCGCUGCGCCGCUACAUCCCCAAGAACCGGAACCAGUACCGGGUGUGGGCCAUGGUCAACUCCACCGCCUUCGAGUACAUCAUGUUCGUCCUCAUCCUCCUCAACACCAUUGCUUUGGCUGUGCAGCACUAUGAGCAGUCAAAGCCCUUCAACUACGUGAUGGAUCUACUGAACAUGGUGUUCACGGGGCUCUUCACCGUGGAGAUGGUGCUCAAGAUCAUUGCCUUCAAACCACGGCACUACUUCUGUGAUGCCUGGAACACCUUUGAUGCCCUCAUCGUGGUGGGGAGCGUUGUGGACAUCGCUGUCACUGAGGUCAAUAACGGGGGGCACGUCGGCGAGAGCUCCGAGGACAGCUCCCGCAUCUCCAUCACCUUCUUCCGCCUCUUCCGGGUGAUGCGCUUGGUGAAGCUGCUCUCCAAGGGCGAGGGCAUCCGCACCCUGCUCUGGACCUUCGUCAAGUCCUUCCAGGCCCUGCCCUACGUCGCCCUCCUCAUCGCUAUGAUCUUCUUCAUCUACGCCGUCAUUGGCAUGCAGACCUUUGGGAAGGUGGCACUGCAGGAUGGGACCCAGAUCAACCGCAACAACAACUUCCAGACCUUCCCCCAGGCCGUGCUGCUGCUCUUCAGGUGUGCCACGGGGGAGGCCUGGCAGGAGAUCAUGCUGGCCAGCCUCCCUGGCAAGCGCUGCGACCCGGAGUCGGAUGCAGGCCCCGGUGAGGAGUUCACCUGCGGCAGCAACUUCGCCAUCGCCUAUUUCAUCAGCUUCUUCAUGCUCUGCGCCUUCCUGAUCAUCAACCUCUUUGUGGCCGUCAUCAUGGACAACUUCGAUUACCUCACCCGGGACUGGUCCAUCCUGGGCCCCCAUCACCUCGAUGAGUUCAAACGCAUCUGGUCCGAGUACGACCCCGCAGCCAGAGGCCGCAUCAAGCACCUGGACGUGGUGACGCUGCUGCGCCGCAUCCAACCCCCGUUGGGCUUUGGGAAGCUCUGCCCGCACCGCGUCGCCUGUAAGCGCCUGGUAGCCAUGAACAUGCCCCUGAACUCGGAUGGCACCGUCACCUUCAACGCCACCCUCUUCGCCCUGGUCCGCACCUCCCUCAAGAUCAAGACAGAAGGGAACCUGGAUGUGGCCAACAAGGAGCUGCGCGCCGUGGUCAAGAAGAUCUGGAAGAGGACAAAGCCCAAGUUGCUGGAUGAGGUCAUCCCCCCACCGGAGGGAUUACUUCCGCAAGUUCCGGAGGCGGAAGGAAAGGGGGAUGCUGGGUCCCAAUACUGGGCCCAGUAAUGAGUGUGCGCUGCAGGCCGGGCUGCAGACCCUGCAGGCGCUGGGCCCCGAGAUGCGGCGGGCGCUGAGCUGCGACCUCGAGGGGGAGGACGCUCAGAACGGCCCCGUCGAGGAGGAAACGCGGACCUACGCCG
Messenger RNA from Neopsephotus bourkii (Bourke's parrot), 4887 nucleotides. RefSeq names its product voltage-dependent L-type calcium channel subunit alpha-1F-like. Gene Ontology annotation, cellular component: voltage-gated calcium channel complex; membrane. The transcript is spliced from 42 exons. Gene Ontology annotation, biological process: calcium ion import across plasma membrane. The record is from RefSeq and is a predicted model, not a curated record. Lineage: Eukaryota; Metazoa; Chordata; Aves; Psittaciformes; Psittacidae. Bases 23 to 4753 code for a protein of 1576 amino acids. Gene Ontology annotation, molecular function: high voltage-gated calcium channel activity.